This is a messenger RNA of Eimeria tenella, 262 nucleotides long. RefSeq lists its product as uncharacterized. The transcript is spliced from 3 exons. The annotation marks the transcript as partial. Lineage: Eukaryota; Apicomplexa; Conoidasida; Eucoccidiorida; Eimeriidae. The record is from RefSeq and is a predicted model, not a curated record.
AUGGACUACCCUUUGAAGCGAGGAUGGGAGUUGGGGGGCCCCUUAAGCCGCGCAUGCGUCGUUGAGGACAACGGCUGCCUCCGCCAAAUUCCCUGCUGCGCUCUUGUCUCUAAUUUCGCCCCCCCAGCUCGUUUGUGCAACUCCGAAAAAGGGGGCGACGCAGAAGAAGCGCUGCUGCUGCUGCGCGACAGCAAAAUAACAGAAAAUGAAAGUCUCCAUUUGCUGCACGAAUUAGGCCACGUGAUUCACGGCCUUUUGUCUC